This is a messenger RNA of Vanessa atalanta (red admiral), 4542 nucleotides long. RefSeq names its product squamous cell carcinoma antigen recognized by T-cells 3-like (gene Rnp4F). Gene Ontology annotation, molecular function: RNA binding; protein binding. NCBI's taxonomy places the organism in Eukaryota, Metazoa, Arthropoda, Insecta, Lepidoptera, Nymphalidae. Gene Ontology annotation, biological process: RNA processing. The record is from RefSeq and is a predicted model, not a curated record. The transcript has 18 exons. Bases 75 to 2771 code for a protein of 898 amino acids.
ACCGCCAUAGCGUUUAUAUUGUAUGUUAUCAAACAGUCCAAUUUUCUUAUUUAUAGACCAUUUGAUCCAAGAAUAUGGCUAUAGUUGAAGAUGAAGUUAGAAAUGGAUCUGAAGAAGAAAACGAAAUCGAAGUCGUUGUUGAAGAAGACGACGCUGACCAGGACUCGGAUGAUUCAGACGAUGAUGACGAUGAAGAAGCAAUGGAGAAAAAAGUGACUGAUUUAGAGCAACGAAUAGCAGAAGAUCCAUAUAAUUACAAUGAUCACAUUGAAUUGAUUCAGGCUCUCUGGAGUCUCUCAGAGCUGGAUCGAUGGCGUGCAGCCUUCGAUCGACUACAACAGUUAUCAUUAUUACGCGCAGAGCACUGGCUCCUAAGGCUGCAGACAGAGGAGACUCUGGCACAUUCACCUCAGUCUCGGGAACACAUUGCUAAACUCUUUCAAGAAGCCACACUAGACUGUUACUCCAUCCCGAUCCUAAGUGAGUGGUGCUCGUGGUCGCUGAGCGCUGGCGAGGCGGUGUCUGCGCGCGAGCAGCUGGACGAGGUGUUGCGGCGCGCCGGCGCUGACCCCCUCUCUGGAAAGAUCUUCUGGGACGCUAAGCACGAACUGGAAAAGGCGAAACUCGAAACUAUGAGCGAAGCCGACCCCGACUACAAGGAGCAGCGCCUGCGCGUGCUGUGGUGCCUGGAGGAGGCCGUGUCGCGCCCGCUGCUGCGCGGGGACGAGGCCUGGCCGCCGCUGCAGGAGCUGGCGCUGGCGGUGCACGACCAGGACUACGUCGACAAGGUCAAAAAACAACACGACGCGGCUGUGGAGUAUUUACAGAAAAUAACACCUUUUGAGGACAAAUUAUUAACCCUAGAAGAUCCAGAAGAAAAAUGUAAAGUGUAUCUGGAGUACAUAGAUGCAAUAAAGGAAUUAUCCAAAGAAGAUAAAUAUGCCGAAUGUGACAGCAACGGUAUACUGAAGGUGGUGUACGACCGCGCCACGUCGGAGUGCGGCGCGGGCGGCGCGGCGGGCGCGCUGCUGGCGGCGCUGGCGCGGCUGGCGCAGCGCACGUCGUCGCGCGCCGGCGUGCAGCGCGUGCUGGCGCUCUGCGCUCGCCGCUGCCCGCGCCGCGCGCUGUUCUGGGUGCUGCGCAUGCAGCAGGCCGAGCGCGACGAGAAGGACUUCGACGAGGUGAAGUCGAUCUUCGAGUCGGCGCUGUCGAAGGGCAUGGAGUCAUACAAGCAGGCGGAGUCGCUGUGGCUGGCUUACCUGGAGUACACGCGGCGCUGCACCGACUUCGACGACGCCGCGCUCGUGGAGCGCCUGCGCCGCUCGUGCCGACUCGCAUGGGACUCGCUGGCCGAGGCUUGGGGUGAGGAAGCGAAUGAUUGCGAAGUGCCUUUAUUCUGGGCGCGACUUGAAUACAAAAGAAUAAAGGAUCCAGUACAAGGGCGAGAAAUUUUUGAAGAAAUAUUCAAAUACGGCGAAAAUAAAACUCUAUCCAAGUACUGGGAAGCUUUAAUUCAUCUCGAAAUGACGCGCGACCCACCAGCUUCCGAGCGCAGGCUGCGCGAGCUGCACCGGCGCGCGCUGCGCAGCGUGAGCGACUACCCGCCCGCCGUGGCGCGCCUGUGGACCGACUACGAGCGCGACCACGGCAAGCUGGCCACCAGCGUCGAGUGCGCGCAGCUGUGCGAGGAAAAACUUGAAGAGUGGCGUGAGAGUUACCAGGCGAUGAAGGAAAAAAUGAUGGGUCAGAAACAGAAAGGUAAACAAGGUGCGAACAAGAAAUCAAAAGUCGACAACAAAAAGAAAAAGGACGAAAAACCGAGCAAAGGAAAGAGAAAGUCUGACAGCUCGGUCCAGUCCAGUUCCGAAGCCAGUGAGGUGAAGAGAAAGAAAGAAACUGAUAUGGAAGUAGAUACAGAAGGGGACAAGGAGGGUGAUACGGGGGGAGGGGUUAAACGGUCACAUGACGAUGACACAGAAGCGGCAGAUAAAAAGCGGCAACGAAGAGACUCGUCUACAGAAACUACUGGCGCUGGAAGAGAGGCCAGCACUUUGUUCGUCAGCAACCUUGACUUCAAAGUAAAUGAACAGAAUUUGAGGAAGAAAUUGUCGGAAUUUGGGGAUAUUGUUUCAUUAAGAGUGAAAGCCGGCGUCAAAGCGUUUGGUGGAUCUAUAUGUUACUGUCAAUACAAAUCGCCGGAGUCAGUCGAGAAAGCGCUGAAGGAAGACAGAACUCCGCUGGACGGAAGACCAAUGUUCCUAUCUCGGUACUCGUCGAAGAAGUCGAAGCCCACAUUCAAAUACGCGAUGACCGCCGAGAAUAACAAGCUGUUCGUACGGAACCUGCCUUACUCGCAUUGCAAUAAGGAAGCCUUAACAGAAAUAUUCGAUAAGUUCGGCAAGUUAAAGGAUGUUAGGAUUGUCACCUUUAAAGACGGCAAGCCGAAAGGUCUAGCGUAUGUAGAUUAUGAGGAUGAAAAUUCGGCAACCGAAGCUAUAAAAAAGACCAACGGUCUUCUCGUAGCAGAUAGGAAUAUAGAAGUGUCGGUAAGCGCUCCGCCGCCGAGACAAGAACCUUCCACGAGUGCCAUUCUGGGACUACCUAAAAGGGAUACAGGAGGAGGAAUGCGACGAACGCAGCUGAGCAGUUUUAUACCAAGGGUUUUACAAACCCCAUCGACGAGCAAGUCCACUAGCGGAAACCAAAGUAACGGGGACACGAAGCGGCCGCUCAGCAACAACGACUUUAAAAACAUGCUCCUUAAGAAAUAAGUGCAAUUAUACCUAAGAUUUUUCACUCACGAUGAUGAUAGGCGGUUAAGUAUUUAAUAAAGACCAAUCUUAGGGUUAAAUUUCACUAUUCAGUGAACCUUUGCCUAUUAAUUAACAUGGUUAUAGUCGAAACAUAACAUUAAAUUUAAAAAAAACAAGGUAAUUUGAAUCGUGGAGAUUUGUUGAUGUAUGCAGUGUUUAUGCUCUUUGCAUAUAAUAAGCUCAUUAAUUACGACAUUGACUUAAAAUUCAUAAGUAUUUACUUGUAUCGUGUGUGGUCGAUGAUCGCCAUUUUCUUUGCACGAAAUGAAACGAAUUUAAAUUAAAAUAUACAAAAAAUACGUACGAUAAUUUUGUAUGUUCACGUUUAAAAAUAUAAGAUUAUCAUUAGCAAUUUAAAGAAGGUAAAAGUCAAUUAAUUUUUUAAUCAGUAAAUAGUGUUUUUUUAUUUAUUAUUAUUAUUUUAUAGGGAUGUGAAAACAAUAUUUCAGAAUAGAUUCCAGUAUUGCUAACAUUGCAUACUUAACCAAGUCUUUCAACGACCAUGAAGGUCCAAUAUGUAUAUAUUUUCAGUACAGGCAUACAACGGCUGAUUAGUAAAUUUGACCCUUUGACUUAUUUUCGGGUGCUUUAUAUUUUGUACUAUGUGACGCUUGUUAGCAGAUAUUACUCGCAAAUUACGAGUGGAGGUCAUGGCAUACUAAUAAUGAGGAAAUAUCGACAUCCAGUGGAAAAUAUACUUUUAGUAUUAAAUAUAUGUGUUCAUUAAAACGUAUUUUUGAAUAUGUUCGUUAAUUAUGUGUAACUUGUUCUCUUCACAGUUGUGUCGGAAAAGUUGUAAAAUAUUAAUUUCUUUUUGUGUAUUUGUGACUGUUAUAGAUUAACUUUGAACAAAAUUAAAAUUGUUAUUGUAUUUGAAUGCAAAACCUUGAUUGCAAGAAAGCAGCCGAAAAUAAGUUUAAAUAAGUGCAAAGAUUCUAAGAUCUGUUCUUCAUAUCAAAUGCACAACACUCGUUAGAGACGUUAUUAGGUCAGCGACAAGCGAGCAAGUCCUAUUCCAUAUUUUCUUUUAGACGUACUUAUAACUGACAAAAUCGAUAUCUUCUCUAAUAAAAACUACCCUAAUAAACUGGUUUUAUACUUGCAUUAGUUACAUAAUGAUUUGUCUCUUUCUUACGUAUGUCAAAUGACUGAUGACGGAAGGAGAUAAAUCUAUGUGUAACUCACUGUACAAAGUUUAUUAGUACGGUUGAUAGGCAUAAUACACGUCAUAAGAUUAUCGAGUGUACAUUAGUGUAUACAUAGGAGGCCAAAAGGCAACUAAACCUAUAUACGUCUAUGUACUCUUUUAUAUAGAACACGUACAUGUUGUAAAUAUUGUGCUGUCUUCAGAUUUCCACUUGAACCAUUUCACAGUGACUAUAAUUAUGACCGAUUUUUUAAUCUGCUUUGGUGUCUACGUUUAUUACAUGGAAUGUUUUUUUUCAAUUGUUAUCUCUUAAAAAUACCGCCCAAUUGUAUAACUAGCGAGGCAUGUUACAACAAACUUCCUAAAUAUGUAACAGAGAUUUUUUUUUCCAAAAGUGAAACCGAUUUGUUAUCUUGGUUUUGACGAUGUUUUAUAAGUUUUGUUGAAAAAAAUAUAUGUUAUUUUGUAUCAGUUAUACGUGUAUGUCAACGCUCUGUGAAGGCAAACUUUUUUACUUUUAUUCAAAUUCUAACCUGCAACGCGUUACUUUGAUGAAUAAAACUUAAGUAUAAACUGUUUUAA